AUGGGGAAAAUAUUCGAUCUCAAAAUCUUUUUCCAUGGGUUUCUUCUACGCGGUGGUUAUGACUACGUCUUCUCGCCUUUGUUUCGGUUUGAUUGGAGUGAUUGGGCUUUAUUUCAGGGAUUUAGGAGUCUGGUCUUCUGGGAUCUGCGGGCAACAUCUGCGGGAUUCUCAGUUUCCUUUUUGGGCGGCUCAGUGGAUUGGUUUCGGGUUCGCGUAUCUGGAUAUCAAGGCUGUUUUUAUUGUGGAAUUGCGUUUUCUUCUCCUCUUGGGUUUGUAGCAGUUACUGAUGGUUUGUUUAGGUCUUCUGAGGCUCAUUAUAAAUUGGUCUCCAGUCCUGUGGAUAUCCUUCAUCCUCUAUCGCUUUCUCUCAAUUCCUUUUCAAAGUAUCAGUGGCGUUUGAAGAGGGUUUUACCGGGCCUUAUCUCUGAGACUCAAUCGGCCUUUGUCCCCGGACGGCUGAUUUCAGAUAAUAUACUGAUUGCUCAGGAGAUGUUUCACGGGUUACGUACAAACCCGUCUUGUAAAGGGAAAUUUAUGGCGAUUAAAACCGAUAUGAGUAAGGCAUAUGAUAGGGUUGAGUGGGCUUUUGUUGAGGAGAUCCUUCGGAAAAUGGGGUUUGCGGAAACAUGGAUUUCUUGGAUUAUGUUCUGUGUCACUUCGGUUGAGUACAGAGUUCUUUUGAAUGGCCAACCAAAUGGAUUGAUAGUCCCGGAGAGGGGUUUACGCCAGGGAGAUCCUUUAUCUCCUUAUUUAUUUAUUUUAUGCACGGAAGUUUUAGUAGCUAAUAUCCGGAAAGCGGAGAUGGAUAAACUUAUUACAGGGAUAAAAGUAGCGAAUAAAUGCCCGCCAAUAACGCACUUGUUGUUCGCAGAUGAUAGUCUAUUUUUCUGCAAGGUUGAUAAGGAUCAAUGUAAGGUUAUUUUGGAUAUCUUAAAACAGUACGAAUCGGUUUCGGGACAGCAAAUAAAUUUUGCAAAAUCUUCAUUACAGUUUGGUCACAAGGUUGAUGAGGUUACAAAAGCAGAGAUGCAGGGGGUCCUUGGGAUUACAAAUUUGGGUGGCAUGGGCUCAUAUCUCGGUUUACCGGAGAGUUUGGGUGGGGCUAAAACGAAGGUUUUCGCCUUUGUCCGGGAUAGGAUGCAGAGUAGGACGAAUGGUUGGACAGCAAAACUGCUUUCAAAAGGGGGAAGGGAGGUGAUGAUAAAAUCGGUGGCGACUGCUGUUCCAACGUUUGUGAUGUCUUGUUUUCGAUUACCGAAGACAAUUACAUCCAAACUCACGAGUGCAGUGGCUAACUUUUGGUGGAGCUCUAAUGGUCAGACGGGAGGCAUGCAUUGGCUUGCUUGGGACAAAUUAUGUGUUAGUAAGCAGUUGGGAGGGCUAGGAUUCAGGAACAUAGACGAUUUUAACUCGGCUCUGUUGGCAAAACAAUUAUGGCGACUGAUUGAGGUUCCGGACUCACUCUUUGCUAGGGUUUUUAAAAGACUUAUUAAAAGGGUUGGCACCGGGGAAUCCAUCUCAGUAUGGAAUGACCCCUGGAUACCAGCUCAAUUCCCGAGACCAGCUUUAUGCACGGGCCCGCAUAUGGACCCCAAUCUAACCGUGACUCAAUUAAUUGAUCGUCGAACAAAUACUUGGCGUUUGGACUUGCUCAAUGAGCUUUUCGAUCCGACGGAUGUUGAAUUGAUAAGGGCGAUACCUUUACGUAGCAUUCAAAAUGCUGACCAGUUCGGUUGGCAUUUUACAAAAACGGGAAAGUAUACGGUGAAGUCUGGUUAUCACUUGGCCCGUCAGGAAGUUCCUCGGACUUUUCAGGCUUCUGGAUGUGGUCCAGAGAUUACUUCCCUACUGGCUAGUGUUUGGAGGGUUCCUUGUUCACCAAAAAUUCAACAUUUUAUGUGGCAAGUCUUAUCAGGGUGUAUCCCGGUGGCGGCGAAUUUGGCACGGCGGGGCAUUGCGUGCGAUCCGGGAUGUGUCCGGUGUGGUGCUGAGGAGGAAACAAUAAAUCAUGCCAUUUUUGUUUGUCCUCCAGCUCGCCAGGUUUCAACGUUUCCCUGGCUUAUGUGGUAUAUUUGGAAAGCUCGGAAUGCACGGGUCUAUGAAAAUAUUGACGAGCGGCCCGAGGAAAUUGUUUUGGUCGCGGAAGGUGAGGCUAUGACAUGGCAACAGGCGCAGGUGGAGGGUGAUAUUAUGGUUUUGACCUCAGCCGUAAACGCACCAGAGCCCGGUCAGAGGAGGCCCGCCGUAAAUCUUCCAACAUCUUUUACGGGGUAUCGCUGUUUCGUAGAUGGAUCUUGGAAACCGAGUGACCCGCUUGCUGGUGCAGGAUGGGUUUGUUCAUCGGUCCAGGACCCAACGCUGAUAAAAGGAGCUACUAAUUUUCGACGAAGUCUCUCUCCCUUGCAUGCUGAAGUAGAAGCUUUCAUUUGGGCAAUGCGGUGUAUGAUCGGACAUGACUUCAGAGAUGUGGCGUUCUACACAGACUGUUCAGACUUGGUGAAGAUGGUGUCUUCUCCUUCGGACUGGCCAGCUUUCUCGGCGUACCUAGACGACAUCAAGGUAGACAGGACAGAAUUCUCGACUUUCUCCCUAUCUUUUAUUUCUAGAAACGCAAAUGUAAGUGCGGACUCUCUGGCACGCCAAGCGCGUACCUCUCCGCAUCAUGUUUUGUAUGUAAACAAUUUUCCACCAAAUUGGCUCGUUUGAG
This is a messenger RNA of Camelina sativa (false flax), 2707 nucleotides long. NCBI's taxonomy places the organism in Eukaryota, Viridiplantae, Streptophyta, Magnoliopsida, Brassicales, Brassicaceae. The record is from RefSeq and is a predicted model, not a curated record.